Messenger RNA from Rana temporaria (common frog), 1593 nucleotides. It is a transcript of the gene DAO, whose product is annotated as D-amino acid oxidase. Gene Ontology annotation, molecular function: FAD binding; D-amino-acid oxidase activity. The coding region runs from base 225 to 1265 and encodes 346 amino acids. NCBI's taxonomy places the organism in Eukaryota, Metazoa, Chordata, Amphibia, Anura, Ranidae. The transcript has 11 exons. The record is from RefSeq and is a predicted model, not a curated record.
CAUCCCCUUUUGACUGGAGAACACUUUAGUUCUACUUUUCCACAGCUUUAUUUUCUCAGUUUUGCAGUGUGAAUUCUCUCUCUACCCUCAUGUAUGGAUAAGGAAGUGACUGACAACUACUUUCCCAGCUGUCUACACACUGUUAAAGGGACGGCUGUCUGGCUUAGUCCUAUUGACACUGCUUAAAGGAGACGGAGAUUGGUUGGGUAUUGGCGGUCAGGAAAAUGCGUGUCGCUGUAAUAGGAGCUGGAGUGACUGGCCUCUCCACAGCACUGUGCAUUCAUGAUCAGUACCACCGCACAGUGCACCCUCUAAAGAUUGAGAUCUAUGCAGACAAGUUUACCCCGCUUACCACAAGUGAUGGAGCAGCCGGGCUAUGGCAGCCGUAUCUAUAUGACCAGGGACACAAGCAAGAAACCCAAUGGAGCAAGGAAACCUUUGAUUAUCUGCUAAAGUUCGUACAUUCUGAAGAAGCCCAAAACAUGGGGCUAUUUCUGCAGUCGGGAUACAAUCUUCUAAAGGAACCUGCACCUGAGCCUUCAUGGAAAGAUGAUGUCCUAGGAUUUCGUCACCUAACACCAAAAGAGCUUGAAUUAUUUCCUGGAUACAGUUAUGGUUGGUUUAACACAGCAUUGAUGAUCGAGGGGAAAAACUACUUACCUUGGCUCACCAAAAAACUACAGGAGGCAGGAGUAACGUUUAUUCACAAGAAGAUUGAAAGUUUCGCAGAGCUUGCUGCUCAAGGGGCAGAUGUCAUCAUUAACUGCACAGGAAUGCGUUCAGGACAGCUGCAGCCUGAUCCAGAUUUAAAGCCAGGCAGAGGGCAGAUUUUGAAGGUUAUUGCUCCUUGGAUGAAACACUUCAUUGUAACUCAUGAUCUAACGACAGGGGUAUAUACCACACCAUACAUUAUUCCUGGGUCUCAGCUGGUCACUCUGGGAGGAAUUUACCAGCUAGGGAACUGGAAUGAGGAGGAUGUGUCCGAGGAUCAUAAAUGGAUUUGGGAAAGCUGCUGUGAGCUGAUUCCUAGUCUUAAGAAUGCAAAGAUUGUGCAUGAUUGGACAGGACUGAGACCAUCACGAAGUAAAGUCAGGCUGGAGAGAGAGCCAUUUGUCUCAGGACCAGUUAAGAGUGAACUCAUACAUAAUUAUGGCCAUGGUGGAUAUGGUCUCACCAUCCACUGGGGAUGCGCACUGGAGGCGGCCCGGUUAUUUGGAAAAAUUGUAGAUGAAAAGAAAUCCAGAUUUCCCAAGUCUUCGCUAUGAAAGUGAUUGAAAAGCAUUGCAUUCACUGAAAUGAAAGGAUUGUUCUUCUAACCUUACAGAUUUUGAAAAGAGACUCUGUUAAGAUGAUUAAUACAUCAUUAAUACUAGAUUGUUAGGCGAAUUGGCUGAUUCACUAUCUCAGCCUAGACAUAACAAUUAACACACAAAACAGCGUUCCAUAGAUUACCCAAGCCUUAACCAAAUUUAAAUUACAAAUUAUUCUGGAAAAUGAUUUUUCUCUUACGCUUUCCAUGCUCUUAAUUUUUUUGUGAGCAAAUGUUGGCAAUAAAGAAAUCAUGUACCUUAUUUUUGCAUUGAAGGAAAAGCA